This is a messenger RNA of Saccostrea cuccullata (small rock oyster), 2224 nucleotides long. RefSeq lists its product as uncharacterized. The transcript is spliced from 2 exons. Lineage: Eukaryota; Metazoa; Mollusca; Bivalvia; Ostreida; Ostreidae. The record is from RefSeq and is a predicted model, not a curated record. The coding region runs from base 81 to 2138 and encodes 685 amino acids.
UCCCCACUUUGCACCUCAGAUAAAAUCUGUGACUUCACACUAGAAUACACUUAAGCAGAAAGGAAUAUACGCCACUGAAAAUGGACUCCAUUAGAAGCUCACAAACUACUAGAGCCAUACAACGCAUAUCAGAGUCGGUGUUUGUGGGACUGUGUCAUAAAGUGGGGACCUCACAACUGGUGGCCAUGAGGAGAGAUGUAGUGGACAUUAGGGAUAUGGUGAUGAAUCGAGGGAAAACAUGCAAAUACCAAAGUGUGACCAUGACAAGUGGAAGUUACAGAGAAGGCUUCCGACUGAAAGGAUCAGAUAUGGACUUUAUGCUCUGGGCAAAUGAUCAGCGUGUGAUCUGGGAAUUGUCUCAGUCUCAGUAUUACAACACGAACAGAACAUCACUGAUCCUCUGUGACUGUUCUGAUAGUCCACCAGGAUUUACUUUGUUAUAUUUACUGUCACCCAGCAUGGACAGAGACAUGCUUAGCGUUAGUGUUAGAGUGAAUAACAGAUAUUAUGUAUCUAGUUCUAAAUACAGACAGAUCUAUUUAUCUGUAUUGUCACCUGAAUUCAUUCCUCAUGGACCCUGUGCCACUCAAACAAAAGGAGCACGGGAAAUAGAUAAUGCCUUCUGUUUGGUUUGCGACUUUUGGCCUCCAUUUGCCUCCUCGUGGAUAGACAGAUGUCACUCAUGGCCCCAGCCUCAUGUUGUUGAUGAUAUAGUGAAAAAUGGAUGUCACUUUGUAGCAAUUGGACAUAAGCUAGGAAAUCAUGAAGAUCAUGAAUGGAGAAUUUCUUUCUCAAAAGCAGAAUAUAAACUUGUUUAUGCAAUGAAUCACUGUCAAUUCUUAACUUACGGCUUACUUAAAUUGUUCUUAUCAGAAAUAAUUAACAAUGGACUAGAUGAUGCUGAUAAAUUACUGUGUUCCUAUCACAUGAAGACGGUAGUUUUCUGGGUGAUUCAACAAAAUACAAUACACCAAUGGUGUCCACAAAAUCUUCUGGAGUGUUUCUGGGUCUGUUUGAAACUCGUCCUCAAAUGGGUGUAUGAGGGGGUUUGUCCUAACUUUUUCAUUCCAGACAACAACAUGUUUCUGAGUAAAAUUCACGGCGUCAAACAACAUCAAUUAUUUAUAAGACUGUCAGAGUUGUAUGGGAAGGGUUUAGCAUUCCUGCUACAUAGUCCCUCCAUUAGAUCUUAUAUUAUAGAUGUCCUCUAUAACCCCAGAAACUCCAUCUGUACAGAUGAUCAUACUCUGUUUUCUGAGGUUGAGUUUGAUAGAUAUCUAUUUAAUGAAUUACUAAAUAAUCGUCUAGGUUCAUCAGCCGAAUGGGACAUACAAAUCUGCAUUAGAUAUCUACAUACAAUAGAACAGGUGAUAGGUUCACCCCUCCUGACACAGUAUCAAGUCCUCAAGCUACAGACCAUUACUGCAUUCUUCCUUCAGAGAACUGCUUUUAUAUUACACAUGGACGCUGACAACAAACUGAGGUAUAGAGCUGACAAAAUCUCCUGUCACAUGCUGAAAUUAUCAGCCAAGUUUUGUAUUAUCACAGACAUGCUGUACCUAGCCAUGUAUUAUUACAAGACAUUUAGAUACAUGGAAGUUUUAUCUAUAACAGAGAUGAUCAUUUUCAAGUCUUCACACCCAUCUGUGUUAGGGUCAAAUGUAAAUACGGAGACAUAUACUGAGGCUCUAAGGGGACAGUCCUGGUCUACAAAGAUGAGACAGGCUGUAUUAGGGGAUAUCAAACUUGAAAAUAAAGUCCAUUACAUCGGUGAACUGAUACCAGAACAACAGUCUGCUCUACAGAAUGACAAGUCUAACUUAGACGUCCCAGCCUUUAUACUGUUAUACAUGCUGGAGAUUUUGUGCUACACACAUGUAGACACAACGCGAGCACAAAGAGCUCUAGAAUGUCUACAGACCCUAGUUCACUAUGAUCAGGGACUACUUAGAGAUUUAAAAGACAGAGACAUAUCGUGGCAGAUUCUGGGAAUCUGUCAACAGCUGACAGGGAACUACCAGGCUGCUCUGUACUCAUACCUACAGUCUCUCAGACAAAAACCGACCAACAAAAUACGCACAGCUACAGAAAUGAGAAUACAGAGAGUUCGCCAACGGAUUCCCGUAAUUAAGGUGUAAUAUCCUUCUGAUAAGAGAGAUAACUUUCUGAGGACUAUUUUCCAUGAAAUUCAAUGAAUCGUACGUGAAGUCAGAUUUUACAGAAU